UUCCAGGACACUUUGAUCAGAUGUCUGGCGGACAGGAUCCAGUCCAGGAUUUCUUCCAGCCUAUGCUUCACGUUUCAGGAGCCCAGGCCAGCUCUGGCUUCCUAUUCCUACUCCAGCAGCCUUAUCUUUUUGGGGGCAGGAGUUGUUAGCACAGUUUAUCUUGCUCGCUUGGAGUCCUCCCUCGGCUGAGACAUGCACUCCGGUGCCGCCUGCUUUUUUUUUCCUCUCUCUCUCUCUUUUAUGUUUUCUUCUUGUUGUUUUUCUUUUUAAAUGUGUCAAGUGAAGAGUUCCUCUUCCCCCCUCUCCCUUUCCCCUCCAAAGAACCACCCUCCAGUUCAUUAAAACGCUGGGACUGUUUUGCUCCUGUACCAGAGGGGAGAGUGAACCUGUGCCUGCAUGCGUGUGUGUGUAAAAUAGAUCCAAAAAUGUCCAUGAACAGCAGGAAAAGUUCUGGGAGACCGUCCUACUACUACCGACUGCUCCGGAGGUCCCGACUGCAGAGACAGCGCAGCAGAUCCCGCAGCCGGAACAGGCUUAGCAGGGAGUCGCCCCCGGAGCGCUGCGGGCAGAGGCGCAGCAUGCCCAGCGGCAUCUCGGAGAAGAACCCCAGCAUGGAGCCCGCGGCCACCACGCCCUUCCGCGUCACGGGGUUCCUCAGCCGUCGGCUUAAAGGCUCCAUCAAAAGGACAAAGAGCCAACCGAAGCUCGAUAGGAACAGCAGCUUCCGGCACAUUUUACCUGGCUUCAGGAGCGUGGACCAUGAAAGAUCCCAUCUAAUGCCGAGGCUGAAGGAGUCGCGCUCCCACGAGUCCCUGCUCAGUCCCAGUAGUGCUGUUGAGGCUCUGGAUCUCAGCAUGGAGGAGGAGGUGGUCAUCAAGCCAGUCCACAGUAGCAUCCUGGGACAAGACUACUGCUUUGAGGUGACGACUUCAUCAGGAAGUAAAUGCUUCUCGUGUCGUUCGGCAGCAGAGCGAGAUAAAUGGAUGGAGAACCUGCGGCGUGCCGUGCACCCCAACAAGGACAACAGCAGAAGGGUAGAAAAUAUGUUGAAGUUAUGGAUUAUUGAAGCCAAGGACCUGCCAGCUAAGAAAAAGUACUUGUGUGAAUUGUGCCUGGAUGACGUUCUUUAUGCACGAACUACCUGUAAAUUGAAAACUGAUAAUGUCUUUUGGGGGGAGCACUUUGAAUUUAAUAAUCUCCCAUCGCUCAAAAACAUUACUGUGCACUUAUACAAAGAGACUGACAAGAAGAAGAAGAAGGACAAGACCAACUUCAUUGGGCAGGUGAACAUCCCGGUGAGCUCGGUGACGGGCCGGCAGUUCGUGGAGAAAUGGUACCCAGUGGUGAGCCCCAACCCUGGCAAGGGCAAGUCCCCAGGGCCCAUGAUCCGCAUCAAGUCCCGCUACCAGAGCAUGAGCAUCCUCCCCAUGGAGAUGUACAAGGAGUUUGCUGAGUACAUCACCAACAACUACAUGGUGCUGUGCUCGGUGCUGGAGCCCUCGCUGAGCGUGAAGAACAAGGAGGAGAUGGCGUCAGCACUGGUGCACAUCCUGCAGAGCACGGGCAAGGCCAAGGAUUUCUUGACUGACCUGAUGAUGUCUGAAGUUGAUCGCUGUGGUGAGAAUGAGCAUCUCAUUUUCAGGGAGAACACACUGGCCACCAAAGCAAUCGAAGAAUACCUGAAGCUGGUGGGGCAGAAAUACUUACAAGAUGCCUUAGGGGAGUUCAUCAAGGCACUGUAUGAAUCAGAUGAAAAUUGUGAGGUGGAUCCCAGCAAAUGUUCAUCUUCGGACCUCCCCGAACAUCAGGGCAACCUGAAGAUGUGCUGUGAGUUGGCCUUCUGCAAGAUCAUCAACUCCUACUGUGUCUUCCCAAGAGAGCUCAAAGAAGUUUUUGCCUCGUGGAGACAGGAGUGCAGCAACCGAGGCCGCCCCGACAUCAGCGAGCGGCUGAUCAGCGCCUCCCUGUUCCUGCGCUUCCUGUGCCCGGCCAUCAUGUCCCCGUCCCUGUUCAGCCUGCUCCAGGAGUACCCCGACGACCGCACCGCGCGCACUUUGACCCUCAUCGCCAAGGUCACCCAGAACCUCGCCAACUUUGCCAAGUUUGGCAGCAAAGAGGAAUACAUGUCCUUUAUGAAUCAGUUCCUGGAACAUGAAUGGACUAACAUGCAGAGAUUUCUCCUGGAGAUUUCCAAUCCUGAAACCAUCUCAAACACAGCUGGCUUUGAGGGCUACAUUGACCUGGGCCGGGAACUGUCCACAUUGCACUCACUACUCUGGGAAGUCAUUUCCCAACUGGAGCAGGGCACUGCCACCAAACUGGGGCCUCUGCCCCGGAUCCUGCGGGACGUCAACGCCGCUCUCAGUAACCCGGCCUGCGUGCAGGUGUCGGUCACGGCUGAGCACGCCGCCUCCACGCCCAGUGCUGGCAACAGCAUCUCUGCAGGGCUGCAGAAAAUGGUCAUAGAGAAUGACUUAUCUGGUCUGAUAGAUUUCACACGGUUACCAUCUCCAACCCCUGAAAACAAGGACUUGUUUUUUGUCACAAGGUCUGCUGGGGCCCAGCCCUCGCCUGCCCGAAGUUCCAGUUACUCAGAGGCCAAUGAGCCCGACGUGCAGAUGUCUAAUGGCAGCAAGAGUUUGUCCAUGGUGGACUUGCAGGACAAUCGGCUCUUGGACAGCGGGGCCAACGCGCCCGGCACAGCCGACUCGCUCAAUGACAGUCAGUCGUCCCUGGGGCAGUUGCAGGGCGUUUGGAGCACACGGACUCAGCAGAACAGCGUGACGGGCAUGGCCACCGUGCGCCGGGUGGGCCAGACCCCCACCACGCCGAGCGGCGAGAGCGCGCCCGGCCGGCCGCAGCUGCUGGCGCCGCUGUCCUUCCAGAACCCCGUGUACCAGAUGGCCGCCGGGCUGCCGCUGUCCCCCCGCGGCCUGGGCGACUCCGGCUCCGAGUGCCACAGCUCGCUCAGCUCCCACAGCAACAGCGAGGAGCUGACGGCCAACAAGCACGGCUUCGCCGGCCCCGCCGCCGGCGAGGACUUCUCGCGCCGGCCGGGGGAGCUGGCCCGGCGGCAGCUGUCACUGACCGAGAAGGGCGGCCAGCCCACGAUGCCGCGGCAGAACAGCGGGCCGCAGCGCCGCAUCGACCAGCCGCCCCCGCCACCCCCGCCCGUCAGCCGCGGCCGCACGCCGCCCUCCCUGCUGAACACGGUGCAGUACCAGCGACCUUCCAGCGGCAGCAUGAUGUCCUCAUCGCCCGACUGGCCCGGCAGCGGGGCGCGGCUCCGGCAGCAGUCCUCCUCCUCCAAGGGUGACAGCCCCGAGAUGAAGCAGCGCACGAUGCACAAACAGGCCCCUUCUCCUGUGAACCCCAAUGCCCUGGACCGCACUGCUGCUUGGCUUUUGAAUAUGAACAUGCAGUUUUUAGAAGAUGAAAGCAUUGACCCAGAUUCCAAGCACAGGGAUAAGCUCAGGAAUAAGGACGAGCUCAGCCAAGCAGAAAAGUACCAGCAGGACCUGGUGGUGCUGCAGGACAAGCUCCGCAUCUCCAACAAGAAGCUGGAGGAAUAUGAGACUCGCUUCAAAUGCCAGGAGGAGACCACGCAGAAGCUGGUGCUGGAGUACCAGGCCAGGCUGGAGGAGAGCGAGGAGCGGCUCCGGAGGCAGCAGGAGGAUAAGGAGAUCCAGAUGAAGGGCAUCAUCAGCAGACUGAUGUCAGUUGAGGAGGAGUUAAAGAAGGACCACGCUGAAAUGCAGGCUGCUGUGGAUUCCAAGCAGAAGAUUAUUGAUGCACAGGAGAAACGCAUUGCUUCCCUGGAUGCUGCCAACGCACGGCUAAUGAGUGCCCUUACUCAGCUGAAAGAGAGGUACAGCAUGCAGACACGUAAUGGGAUCUCCCCCACAAACCCAACUAAAUUGCAGAUUACAGAGAAUGGAGAAUUCAGAAACAGCAGUAAUUGUUAACGCGCGGAGGGCGCUGCCGCAGGAGAGGCCUGGCCGGAGGGACCGUGCGCAGCAGGCGUGAGCCGCGGCUUCAGAGAACGGCUGCUCCCCGAGCACCAGCUCCUUACUGCGGACGGCGCCGACUGACCCUGCUGGGAGAU
Messenger RNA from Camarhynchus parvulus, 4105 nucleotides. It is a transcript of the gene DAB2IP, whose product is annotated as DAB2 interacting protein. The record is from RefSeq and is a predicted model, not a curated record. NCBI's taxonomy places the organism in Eukaryota, Metazoa, Chordata, Aves, Passeriformes, Thraupidae. Gene Ontology annotation, biological process: regulation of GTPase activity.